AUGUAUUUUAAUGAAUCAGACAUUAGUCUCGAGUGUAAAACCGUUGCAAACUAUGUGAGCGCUCAUCAAAACGAGGACUGGGCUCUCAAAUUGAUUGAUGCGAGUGGUGUAGUGGGUGCAGGUCUGGCCAAAGGGAACUACCAGUUUAUGGGAGACUUUGAUGAAUGUCUCGAUGUAAAGGUGACAUUAGAAGGGGACCAGAAAAUACAUGGCAUUACCGGUCAAUAUUGUACGCUAAACCUACCCAUGGAAGCGGUGGUUGGCCGACGAUCAUCCAAAAAUCAAGCAUUGGAUAUCGAGAGCUUACACUUAACCCCCACUAUUGGAGUGGUGUGUCUCGUGAUGGACACCGGCUCUCAGUCCUAUUGGAUCCGAGUGUACGAUAUGCAGCAAAAGGUGUUGGCGUUUGAACAGGAGUUGUAUCACACCAUCCAAUACAAAGUGGUGAAACCCAACUUCCAUACCUUCUCGACACCGGACGGACAGGUAGGCCUCAACUUCGCCAACCGAGAAGAGGCCCAAUACCUGGGCGUUGCGGUCACUGAAAUACACGACCGGCAGAUGGAAAGCCUGAAAAGCUUGGGUUGGAACCAAUUG
Oppiella nova is the source of this 597-nucleotide messenger RNA. The record is from the annotation of a GenBank genome assembly. NCBI's taxonomy places the organism in Eukaryota, Metazoa, Arthropoda, Arachnida, Sarcoptiformes, Oppiidae.